GACAGACACUGUGACAGGCAGUGUGAGACAGACACAGUGUGUAACCUGCUGAGAGACAGGCAGUGUGAGACAGGCAGUGUGUAAAGGGCAGAGACAGCCUGUGUGAUACUGACCUACUGGACCCUAAGUGACAGCACAGAUAUUACAAGGGUUUACUGAAGACAGGAGUUCGUAAAGAUGACAAGACUGGGGUCUUACUGUGAGCACAAUGGGAGCGUGUCCCAGGCGUGGCUGGAUAGUGGACUGUCCCCUUGCUUUUACUUCACGUUGGUGCCCUCUGUACUCCUCAGUUUGUCUCUCUUGCUGGGAACACUGCAGUCAGCUUGUUAUGCCAAACAAAGCAGGACAAUGGAACCCAAAUACAUACCACGCUCAAAACUCUACAGGCUUCAAAUUUUAUUGUCUUCGGUACUGGUUUUACAGGCCCUGGGCGGCCUGAUCUGGCAGGCUACGGGCAGCGAGGUGAUCUAUGGGUACAUGAUAGUGUACGGCUGCCUAUCAGCAGUGGCCUGGGGUUUUAGCAUCUGGCUCCUUCACUUGGAGAGGACACGGGCCCUGGAUCGAGAGAGAAGCAGGGGCCACGGUGUCAUACUGCUACUGUUGUGGGCCCUAGCCUUUGCAGCUGAGAACCUUGCCUUUAUGUCCUGGUAUAGUCCCCACUGGUGGUGGAUGUAUAUGGAUAACCUGUCACAAAAGGUGCAGUUCGGUCUCUGGGUUCUGCGUUAUGUCUGCCUACUCUUCCUAUUUGUACUGGGAAUCCUGGCGCCCGGCCGACCUCGCAAGCCGUACAUCCUUCUCGUGAAUGAAGAUGAAAGAGAUAUAGAGAAUUCACAGCCCCUUCUCGGAUCCCCGAAUGAGUCCACAUGGCAGGGUUUCAGGAACAAGGUUCGUCUCCUCCUCCCUUACAUGUGGCCGAAGGGGAGCGUCUUCCUGCAGCUACUGGUUCUUCUGUGCAUGGGACUGAUGGGAUUAGAACGAGCUAUUAAUGUAUUUGUUCCAAUUUAUGCCAAGACUAUAGUUGAUUAUCUGACAGAGGGCACAGCUUGGCACAUCUUGGCACUCACAGUCUGUAUGUACGUUUUCCUCAAGUUUUUGCAAGGCGGAGGAGCAGGUGCGACUGGAUUUAUUAGUAACACGCGCAGUUUCCUGUGGAUCAAGGUUCAGCAGUUUACCAACCGUGAGGUGCAAGUCCGCCUCUUCUCCCAUCUCCACGCUCUGUCAUUGCGCUGGCAUCUGGGACGCAAGACCGGUGAAGUCUUACGCAGUGUGGACAGAGGCACUAGCAGUAUUAACAGUCUGCUCAGUUAUAUUGUAUUCAGUAUACUUCCAACUAUUGCGGAUAUUGUAAUCGGAAUCGUUUAUUUCACAUCUUCGUUCAACGCCUGGUUCGGGCUGAUCAUUUUCGUCUGCAUGACCCUGUAUCUAACCCUGACCAUUAUUAUCACUGAAUGGAGAACCAAGUAUCGGAGGGAAAUGAACACCAGCGACAACCAAGCCAAGUCCAGAGCUGUGGACUCUUUACUCAACUUCGAAACGGUAAAAUAUUACAAUGCGGAGGAUUACGAGGUGAACAGGUUUAAUGAGGCGAUUGUAAAAUACCAGGUGUCAGAAUGGAAAGUUAACGCUACGCUUGCUAUGCUGAACCAGACACAGAACAUUAUCAUCGGACUUGGGUUACUGGCCGGGUCUUUACUCUCUGCAUAUUUUGUUACGGAGAACAAAUUCAAAGUGGGCGAUUAUGUGCUGUUUGGAACAUACAUAAUCCAGCUGUAUACACCCCUCAACUGGUUUGGCACCUAUUACAGGAUGAUACAGAAUUCCUUCAUUGACAUGGAGAAUAUGUUUGAGCUUUUUGGGGAAGAACUAGAGGUUAAGGAUAUGGUAAAUGCUCCGGAGCUGAGGUUCCGCGAUGGAAAAAUAGAAUUUGAAAACGUCCAUUUCAGCUAUGUGGAUGGCAAGGAAAUCCUCCGUGAUGUCUCGUUCACCGUGAUGCCGGGGCAAACUGUCGCACUGGUCGGUCCCUCUGGCAGUGGAAAGAGUACCGUCAUACGGCUCUUAUUCCGCUUCUACGAUGUCAAAGGAGGAAGCAUUCGUGUGGAUGGCCAAGACAUUUCUACUGUUUUGCAGGCAUCCCUGCGCGCUCACAUUGGGGUGGUGCCGCAAGACACGGUGCUGUUCAAUGACACAAUCCGUAACAACAUUCGCUAUGGGCGUGUCAGUGCGUCAGACCGAGAGGUGGAAGAGGCAGCAAUUGCAGCAGACAUCCAUGAUCGGAUCGUCUCAUUCCGCGAUGGUUAUGACACUCAAGUAGGGGAACGAGGACUGAAGUUAAGUGGGGGAGAGAAGCAAAGAGUCGCUAUUGCUCGAACCAUCCUGAAAGGCCCGCAGAUUGUUCUACUGGAUGAGGCCACUUCUGCUCUAGACACAGAAACCGAGCGCAACAUACAAGCGUCUCUGGCCAGGGUCUGUACUAAUCGAACUACAGUUGUGGUGGCACAUCGACUCUCAACCGUGAUAAACGCUGAUCAAAUCUUGGUUCUUAAAGACGGGCAGAUCACAGAGAGAGGAAGGCACGACGAACUUAUAGCUAAAGGGGGCAUAUAUGCUGGCAUGUGGCAGAAGCAACAGAGUGGCAUCGAGGAGUCUUCCGAUUCAGAUACUGAACGAAAAGACAGGAGUUCCGAAAAGCUACAACCUCCAAAACCAGCACUGAGGAAGGGACACUAAACCACACUUGGAUACAAAGGAUGUUUCUCCCAAUCAUGCUCCAGCCCAGGACUAUUGCAAGGCAGACAUCCAUCUUUACAUGUUGUUUGUCUAGAUUGCAACGUAUGUAUGUGUUGAAUGGAGUGGACAGAUAAUUGCCCCAAUUAUCGGGGUCUGACAUCAAUCACUCUAACACAAGGACCGUGAACUAAGCCUGACUGGUUCCUAUCCAUAGAGAAGAACACAAUUUCCAAAGCUGUACAGUCCAUCGUCCCCUUGUGCUCAUUGUGUUUUUAACAAGUACACAAUGUCUGUCUGACUGCUCUCACAGGGACAGGCAACUGGUAAAUAAACGCCUGCAGAAUGCAGCUCCCAUUAUCCUCAGACAGGCUGUGCUACUGAAUGAUGACUGCAACGCUCCUUUAUUCCAGCCUACCGACAUCGCUGAGAUUUAAUUCCCACCCCACCCUUACAGAAAUAUAACAUCCCAUUAAAUGAGCUACAUUGUAGCCAAAGAUUGUACAACAUACUAUAAGGAUGCCGUCACAUUACACUCUUAUAGAACAUUAAUCACACAAACACUACAGAAAGGUGAAACCAUAGUUACAAUGUCAAAACAAAUUCCUGACUGUCAGGGUUAUUAACCCAAGGGUGAAUUGUCAGGAAUCCAAGCUGAGCUGCAUAAUUUUAGCUUUUUAGGACGUUCUAGCCAAACUAAUCCUCUGUACCCUGGAAGAUGUUCUCAAACUUAUGGAAACUUAAUAAACUUUAAGUUGAAAGAACAAAAAAGCCAAACUAAACAAACAUGACCUACUCAAACCAUUGGCCAAGCUUGGUUACUCUGGACUGAAAUUUGCAAUUCAAUUUGAACUUCUCGACAAUUCAUACUUGAAUAAAUAAUUCUGUUUGAGAGUUUUGGCUAAAUUUUGCAGCUCAGCUGGAAGGUAGGCAUAACUUGUUGUUUUGAGAAAAUACCCCAAAAUGUUUUCGAUGUAUAUUUAAAUGGUCAUUCUAAGCACCAUAACUACUACAGUUUGCUGUAAUGGUUAUGGUGCCAUGAGUCCCCUGGCUCUAUCCUGCUGUUAAUAGUGAAACUUAACACUUGCCUGGGGCACACUGCCACUUGCAGCCUGGUCCUUCUUUGAAAUGUCACUAAAGCAGAUGUUCAGCUUAUUCUUUAGCCGUAUCAAUUUUGCUCAAGUUUGGAUGGAAUUUAGUGGCUGAAGAGUAUCAGCUAACACUCUCAGCCAAUGAAUGCAGUCGAAAUGACGAAUCGAACGUCUGCUUUUCUGAUACUUCUGAAAAGGGACAGAUCUUGAACCAAAUCAACAGUGGGACGGUACCAGGGGUUUCCGGAACCAUAACCACUACAUGUUGCUUUAGUGGUUAUGGUGUCUAUAAUUCCCUUUUUAUUGUUUAACAUACAGCAGGUUCGUGUUGUUAAAAGUAGUACUUUUGAUUUGUUCCUUCCUUCCUAAAAAAAUGUUCUGUUUUGUUAAGAAAGAUAGAUAGUUUUCCUCAAUGCAUUGCAAAGGUUUUUCAGAGAUUUUCCCAUGACAUAGGUCAAUAUAUUUCUAAGACAUUAGGCAUAUGCAUUUUCUAUAGAGGAGUUUUUUUAUUAUUAUUAUUAUUAUUAUUAUUAUUCAAUCCAAGUAAUGUAGGAUUAGAAAAGGUUUUCUUAACGGAGUGAAAGAUACAGAGAUUUCAAAUCUGCAGUUUAAAAAGACACGCACUAUAAGUUGUCUAUACGAAGGACAAUGUUUAUUGAUAUAAUAAAUGUUUUAGAACAUUAAAAACUGAGUUUAUAUGUAAAUAAAACACAGGAACAUAUGUCCAUCUGACCAAUUUGCUGCUAUGAGGUAUGUCACUGGCUGGGAAAUACAUUUGCACACUUUCACUAAAGUGUCGGAAUUUAAAUUGAAUGUAAAAUUUCAGGCCAAAAUAACUGAAUUAAAAACAUAGCUGACUUGGAGAAUUAUUUACAGUUUGGCUAUUUUUGCCUCAUAUUUUAAAUUCACUUUUAAUUCCUGACAGUCUAUACUUUAGUGAAUAACUCUGCUUAUGUUUAUAUAUUUAUUUCAAAAUGUCAAUACAAACUCAGGGUCUGUACGGUAUCCAGGUGAUCAAUGUAUAAACCUGUCCUAAGGGUUCUGUCCCCCUCUUAAGUUAAUAUUUUGCAUUAUCACUCAAGAGUUUUGUAGUGUAAUUAAUUAUAGUGAUCUGAAUCUACUACAGAUUAAAAUAGCUGUAAAUAUGGGAAACGCAUGUUUUCCAAGUACAAUUUUCUAGCAAUAAAUGAAAGAUUUAUUUUUAACACCAGCAGGUAAAAUGCGGGCCUUAAAAACACAGAUAAACCCAGAUGCAUUUUACAGUGCUAUGUGUUGCAGAUCCCUAUGUCUGUAAGAUUACCAACACUCUAACAGUAACAGAAAACUUCACUGAGCAUCAUGGGAUCACUAACACUGACAACACCAUGUAUGUAAUCAUUUUGUAUUUACUACCGACACAUGAAUAAAGAAUUGUAAUUC
This is a messenger RNA of Pelobates fuscus (common spadefoot toad), 5234 nucleotides long. RefSeq names its product ATP binding cassette subfamily B member 6 (LAN blood group) (gene ABCB6). Gene Ontology annotation, molecular function: heme binding; ATP binding; ATP hydrolysis activity. The coding region runs from base 178 to 2727 and encodes 849 amino acids. Gene Ontology annotation, cellular component: vacuolar membrane. Gene Ontology annotation, biological process: transmembrane transport; heme transport. Lineage: Eukaryota; Metazoa; Chordata; Amphibia; Anura; Pelobatidae. The record is from RefSeq and is a predicted model, not a curated record. The transcript is spliced from 20 exons.